AUGGACGCACGAUCGCUUGAGCAGCAGUGCGCAGCUUUGUCGCUCACGGAGGAGGAGACGGGGGGAUUUGCAGCACCAGAAUUGCUUCCGGCACCAGACGACGCAAUCCGGUAUAACCUUGUGGGCCGAUUUCUCACUGAUCGCCUAAUCAAGGCCGAUCACAUGCAACAGGUAAUGGCUGCUGUGUGGAGACCGGUAAUGGGGAUGGUUGUGGUGGCCCUCGCCGACGACUUGUUUCUGUUCCAAUUUCCGCAUCCGAGGGAUAUGCAACGUAUAAUCGAUGAUGGCCCAUGGUCUUUCGAUAAUCAAUUGCUUGUCUGCGAACAAGUGCCGCCGGGUACCUCGCUGGAGGACGUGACGCUCGAUUCGAUCCCGUUCUGGGUUCAGGUUCAUGGGCUGCCCGCAAUCCAUGCGACACAGGAAUUUGUGACGAAAAUUGGGGACUACAUCGGGACGUUUAUUGCCGCAGAUCCUUUCAAUUUCGGAGGUUUGUGGAAGAGCUACUACAGAGUUAGGGUGCGUAUGCCAAUUGCGACACCGCUAAAGAGGCGGAUGAAGCUCCUGCGCCGGGAUGGGUCGUCUCAGUGGAUUCUAUUCCGAUAUGAGCGCCUGGGUACCUUCUGCUAUUGCUGUGGGAUCCUAGGGCAUUCGGAGAAGUUUUGCAGAGUGGUGUAUAAUCAGGGGAUUCUGCCCGAAGCUUUUCCGUUUGGAGCGUGGUUGAGGGCGGGUCCGAGACGACAGCCGAGACAGAUCGGGGCUCGAUGGUUAUUGCCGUCGCUGACUCAAUCGGCGGUGGUGUCCGAUUCCCAGGAAGGUGGACCGCCCCCGGCUGCUUUAGUGGCCAUGGUGGUUUACAGGGUGAACUCAAACGGCGACGUGAGGACACUACUCAGACGGAGAAUACACAGGAGGACGAUGUACACAUGA
Molecule: messenger RNA, 927 nt
Organism: Ipomoea nil (Japanese morning glory)
Lineage: Eukaryota; Viridiplantae; Streptophyta; Magnoliopsida; Solanales; Convolvulaceae
Exons: 1
Coding region: 1-927 (308 amino acids)
Source: RefSeq, a predicted model, not a curated record